GCGCAUGCGCUGCUGCUCCCCGCGGCUGCGCACUGCACCUUGGGGGCGGGCCAGGGGUCAGGACGGCUGGGUCCUUGGGGGAGGAUAGCACAUGGCAGCGCUACGCUUCUUGCACCGGGCUGCCCGGGCAGGUCCGCCUGUUCCCCCCUUGUGCUACCUGCGGGCACUCAGCACUACCACCCCCCGGGAGUGCUACAAGUAUGUCAACAUCCAGGAGCCGGCUAUGGACAUGAAGUCCAUCACCGACCGUGCUGCGCAGACCCUGCUGUGGACAGAGCUCUUCCGAGGGCUGGCCAUGACACUGAGCUACCUGUUCCGGGAGCCGGCCACCAUCAAUUAUCCCUUUGAGAAGGGUCCUCUGAGCCCACGCUUCCGUGGGGAGCACGCGCUGCGCCGCUACCCGUCGGGCGAGGAGCGCUGCAUCGCCUGCAAGCUCUGUGAGGCCGUCUGCCCCGCACAGGCCAUCACCAUCGAGGCUGAGCCCAGGGCGGACGGCAGCCGCCGCACCACGCGCUACGACAUCGACAUGACCAAGUGCAUCUACUGUGGCUUCUGCCAGGAGGCUUGCCCUGUGGACGCCAUCGUGGAGGGUCCCAACUUUGAGUUCUCGACGGAGACGCACGAGGAGUUGCUGUACAACAAGGAGAAGCUGCUCAACAACGGCGACAAGUGGGAGGCUGAGAUUGCGGCCAACAUCCAGGCUGAUUACCUGUACCGGUGAUGGUGGGGAGACCACGCCGUGUGCCCCCCAAAUCCCGUUAAUAAAGUGGGCAUCCACCAGCCCUUUCCUACGCCCGA
Lagopus muta (rock ptarmigan) is the source of this 798-nucleotide messenger RNA. RefSeq names its product NADH:ubiquinone oxidoreductase core subunit S8 (gene NDUFS8). The transcript is spliced from 7 exons. The record is from RefSeq and is a predicted model, not a curated record. Gene Ontology annotation, cellular component: membrane. Gene Ontology annotation, biological process: mitochondrial electron transport, NADH to ubiquinone; mitochondrial respiratory chain complex I assembly. The coding region runs from base 92 to 721 and encodes 209 amino acids. Lineage: Eukaryota; Metazoa; Chordata; Aves; Galliformes; Phasianidae. Gene Ontology annotation, molecular function: 4 iron, 4 sulfur cluster binding; NADH dehydrogenase activity.